AUGUUAAGCCCACAGGUAGCCGUGGAGAGUCAGAGACCUCCCACUCCCGCUGGUCAGGCACACGAGGUCUUUGAGGGCCAGACCCAUCGGCUGCAGGGGGUUUUAACCUCGGGGCCGGGGUUGGGGGUAGCCCACCGCCCUACCCACGAGUGGAGGUUCCGAGUGGAGGAUGACGCCCAGGCUGGACCGCCGCUCCACCUGCAGGCUCUUUUUUCUUCUUCUUCUGCUUCAGCCGUCCACCGCGCUCAUCACAGUGCAACGCGGCGAGAGGAGAAGAAGAAGCGCGCCAAGCUCACGCUGAAGCUUGCCGUAAAGUUUAACAGCGGCGGAGUCGGCGGCUCGCUCGUCUGCCCCGAAACGCAGACCAGUCGGCGGCGCCGGCUCGGCUUCGCGUCUGACGUGAUGUCAUCCAACAUGGCCGCUUUCAGGAAGCGGCUUUACGGCUUCGGGUGGAAGUUUUGGCUUUUCCCUGCAAAGUUGGUUUUUCCUGCGCUUGCUUCAGGCACAGAGGCCAGCUGUGAGAAUGAAGGCGAGGUGCUGCACAUCCCCAACAUCACCGACAACCCCUGCAUCACCUGCGUCUGCCUGGAGGGCAAGGCCGACUGCAAACAGGAAAAAUGUCCGCCCGUGUCGGAAGAUUGCGCCCUGGUGGUCAAACAGAGCGGGGCGUGCUGCGAGAGGUGUAAAGGUUGCACGUUGGACGGACGAUCCUACAACAGCUCUGUGUCGUGGACCAGCACCAUCAAACCUUGCGUGACACGACAAUGUCAGGAAGGCGUGAUCACCGAAGCCGAAGUGCGGUGCGUGGUCCACUGCAAGAACCCCAAGAUCCAUCCCAAAAAGUGCUGUCCAACAUGUCCGAGCUGCAUCUUCGAGGGUCGGCUGUACAAAGAAAAGGAGGAGUUCAGUCCAGAAGGAAAGCCUUGCAUUAAGUGUACAUGCACGGCUGGACGUACUCUUUGCAUGAAGGAGGUGUGUCCUGUCCUAUCUUGCCCCGCCCACCUUAGCCACACCCCCUCAGGGCAGUGCUGUCCUAAAUGUCUCGGUCAAAGGAAAGUGUUCGACUUGUCCGAGGGGAGUUGCCUGUUCCACAGCGAAGUCUUUGAGAACGCCACCUCCUUCGUACAUGACAACUGCACUACCUGCACGUGCAAGGACUCCACCGUGGUGUGCAAAAGGCGUUGCUCGCGGCCGGGCAGUUGCCACGGAGAAGGCUGCUGCGACGAAUGCUUGUCCUACGUAAAGGUGGACGACGUCAAGUACUGCCGAGUUCGCAAUAAGAUCUACAGGGAUGGAGACAUGUGGUCUUCGGUCAACUGCACGCUUUGCGCAUGCGUGAAAGGGAACGUGGAGUGUCAGCCAAAACAGUGCGUGCCAAUCACCAGCUGCCCCUCGAAUAAGAUCCUAAACCGGACCGGCUGCUGUCCAGUUUGCACUGAAAAGCCCGGCGUAUGCACCGUGUUUGGCGACCCGCACUACAACACCUUUGACGGAAGAACCUUUAACUUCCAAGGAACGUGUCAGUACGUGUUGACACGGGACUGCGGAGGCGCCGCGGGCAAUAACGCCGUCGUUAACAAUGGCGACUCCAGCUUCACGGUGCUGGUGAAGAACGACGCCCGGCGCACCCGCUCGUUCUCCUGGACGCAGUCGGUGGAGGUGCGCCUAGCCGGGCUGGUCCUCGGCCUCCACCAGCACCUGACCGUGCGCAGGAACGGCACCCGAAUCGCGCUCCCCUACCACGGGCCCGGCGUGCACAUCGAUCUGGACGGAUACCUCCUCAAGCUCACGACCAUCGCAGGUCUGGAGAUCACUUGGGACGGCGACAGCUUCGUGGAGGUGGUGGCCGCCCCGCACUUGCGCGGGCGUCUGUGCGGCCUGUGCGGCAACUACAACGGCCACAAGCGCGACGACACCACCGGCGGCGACGGGCACUUCAAGUUCGACGUGGACGACUUCGCCGAGUCGUGGCGCGUCGCCAACGACGAACCCUGCGGCCAGCAAAGCCGCCGCCCCGCCGCAUUCUCCUGUCCCGCUAGCGUCAAGGUCAAAUUCCGCGCCCACCGCGAGUGCCAGAAGAUCAAGUCGUGGGAGUUCCACAAGUGUCACCGCGUGGUCGACGUCGCCGCUUUCUACAGGUCGUGCGUGACGGACAUGUGCGAGUGUCCCGUUCACAAGAACUGCUACUGCGAGUCCUUUAUCGCGUACAGCCGAGCGUGCGAGCGAGAGGGCGUCCCCGUACUCUGGAGAACCGACGCCGCCUGCAUGGCUACGCAGUGCAAACACGGCGCGAUAUACGACACGUGCGGUCCGGGCUGCACCAAAACCUGCGACAACUGGAACGAGAUCGGGCCGUGCCGCAAGCCCUGCGUGGCCGGCUGCCACUGUCCCGCCAACUUGGUGCUUUUCCAGGGACGCUGCAUCCGCCCCCUGGCGUGCCCCGGGCGGUGA
This is a messenger RNA of Nerophis lumbriciformis (worm pipefish), 2451 nucleotides long. NCBI's taxonomy places the organism in Eukaryota, Metazoa, Chordata, Actinopteri, Syngnathiformes, Syngnathidae. The record is from RefSeq and is a predicted model, not a curated record.